ACCAAAAGAAAAGGACAAACAUAGAAGUCGGACCAGUUAUUUGUCAGCAAGAUGUCUGCAGAAAUUCACCCUGAGCCAGAACUGAGAGUGAAAUACAGGACAAGGAUCCAUGAAGAUGAAGGAGGCAGAGAGCAAAGCGAGGUGGAGAUGUUAGACGAUGGAGAGCAGCACUCUGAUCUCGGCUUACAAAGACCUGAAAACAACAACCAGAAGAACCUUCAAGCUGUGAAUAGAAGCCAUGUUACAGUUUUCAAGGUGUUCCUGGGAGUGAUGUAUCUUCUGAUUCUGGCUGGAGUCAUAAUACGCUUAUCCUGGAAAAUAAGUGAACUGAACAACAGUAACAGUCAGCUGCAGGCCAAACUUACCGCUACAAAAACUAACUUCAGUCAGCUGCAGAGCCGUCAUGAAAUCCUGAGUAAAAAUCACAGCCAGUUAAUGGAUGAAAUGAAGAAGCUGAAGAACAAGAUUGAAGAGAUCAGCUGUCUUGUUGGAUGGAAAAGAUUUGGAAGCAGUUGUUACUUUAAAUCCACUGUGUUGAAAAACUGGUCAGAAAGCAGGAAAGACUGUCAGGAAAGAGGAGCUGAUCUGGUGAUCAUAAACAGCAAAGAGGAACAGGAAUUUGUCAGAAAACUGAGUCUAUCAUCCUGGAUCGGUCUUGAAUGGAAAGAACAUGGAUGGAAAUGGGUGGAUGGAUCUCCACUGACAGUAACGUUCUGGGAAGAUGGAGAGCAGGACAGAUACAGCAGUUACCGAGUGUACAACAGUUAUGGAGGGAAAUGGGAAACAACACAUUUCGCUAAUACCAUUAACUGGAUCUGUGAGAAAAACUCUUCUGUCUCAAUGAUAUAAAUGUGUUUGCAGUGAUUAAACUGUCAAAUUUGACACCAAAAAAUAUUAAGAAAAGUUUUCUUUGUUGUAAAUUUCAGAUGUCGUGUGUCACUCAUAAUCUACAUAUAUCGUCCCUCUGUAGUCUAAUAUAUAGACAGAGUAGUGAAGGUGGAAGUCAUCCAUACAACAACAACAACAUAUAAACUUUGUUCCACUCAUUUAUUGUAAAACAAGGAAAACUGCAGCCUCUCUUUACUUUGUUUACUUGCUUGAUUUAUGAUGUUUUCUUGCUAAAUCUACAGUCAGUAUCAUCUUUAAUUUAUCUGGCACACAUGAAGGUAGCAGCUGAAGAUUUUAACAAGAAGAAAAAUCCUCAAUCUUAGUUGUUUUAAUCUGGAUUGUGUGAAUAACUGCAGACUGAUCAAUGGAGGAGAACUUUCCUCCUUCUGAUAAAUGUAAACAGAAAUGUGUUACGUUUCUUUUGCAAACAGCAGGAUGUACUGGAGAAUGACGUUGGUGGAUGCUUCUAUGGGCCACAACUAAUGUCUACUUUUUACAUGUAGUACAACUGUAAGGAUUGUGUUUUUAUACUGAGAUGGAAAAAGUAAAGAUACUGAGCUCUGGACAAAUGAGAAUUUGUGUUCUACAAAUUUAACUAAACACUGAAAAACAACAUAUUAUGUUGGAUGAUAUAAAAAAAAAAAGUUCAACUUGUCAUCCAGGCACUAAUAUGUGGACAUUUCUAAAAGUCCCCCAGUUACAAAACAAUCUUACUUUUUGUUAAAUGUUUUUAUUUCUUAUCAGUAUUUGAUCCUUUUUACUCAUUCUAGACAUGUUGUGUAUGUUGCAUUGCUAAACCUGAAAUUAAAUCCUAUAUCUUAAGCCUCUACUUCUGCAACCUCACAGACCUUGCAGUGCUUGUUUAGCUUCUAUCAGAACGUCAGUGGGAUUCACUGUUUUCAUGAACCCUGUGAAAUGUGGACUGAAGGCAUGACUGGUGAAACUUGCACUGAGAUCUAAACAGCUUUCAAAUAAAUGUCUGUUUUUUCAUGAUUUAUGAUCUUUUUCAGUCAAAUGAAACUUAUUUUUCCAAUGUGUGUGUCAGUUUCUACUUUAUGUUGUUAGACAGAUUUUAUUGUACUGGUUAAUUAUCCAAGGCCAUGAUUAUGUUUCAGUCAGGAAACAUUUUAGUAAUAUUGCAAAGAUGUUUGAUUAAUUAGAAAUACAUAAACAAAACUUUUACUUUUUCCUUGAAACCGUUUAACUGCACUUCAGAUGUUCCUGAAUGCGACACCAAGCAGCUCAAACAUUGCUGAUUUUUGUGAAGACACAAGUGUGAACAUCAUGUUUCAGGAAAACAGUUUCAUGCUUCUCGUGUAAAAUUCUAAUCAAAA
This is a messenger RNA of Melanotaenia boesemani (Boeseman's rainbowfish), 2222 nucleotides long. Its product is annotated as CD209 antigen-like protein A. Bases 52 to 849 code for a protein of 265 amino acids. Lineage: Eukaryota; Metazoa; Chordata; Actinopteri; Atheriniformes; Melanotaeniidae. The transcript is spliced from 7 exons. The record is from RefSeq and is a predicted model, not a curated record.